Closterium sp. Naga37s-1 is the source of this 1122-nucleotide messenger RNA. Lineage: Eukaryota; Viridiplantae; Streptophyta; Zygnematophyceae; Desmidiales; Closteriaceae. The record is from the annotation of a GenBank genome assembly.
AUGGCCCCCCCCUCCCCCUUGCGCCCCCCUCCCCCAUGCGCCCCCCUCCCCCACGCGCCCCCCUCCCCCAUGCGCCCCCCUCCCCCAUGCCCCCCCCUCCCCCAUGCCCCCCCCUGCCCUCCACAACCACACUUCACGGGUGAGCCUGAGGGACAUCAUUCGCAGGAAGGGCGCUCUGCCUGCCCCAUUCGCCCCCUCCCCCAUUCGCCCCCUCCCCCAUUCGCCCCCUCUCCCAUCCGCCCUCUCUCCCAUCCGCCCCCUCCCCUAUCCGGCCCCUCCCCUAUCCGUCCUCUCCCCCAUCUGCCCCCUCCCCCAUCCGCCCCCUCCCCCAUCCGCCGCCUCCCCCAUCCGCCCCCUCCCUCAUCCGCCCCCUCUCCCAUCCCCCUCCCCCCUUCACAGGUGAAUCUGAGGGAUGUCAUUCGCAGGAAGGGCGCUCUGCCGGCCCCCGAAGCAAUGCCCCCGGCCCCCCUCAUGCGUCCCCCCCCCCCAUGCGCCCAUCCCCCUGACCUCUCACAGGUGAAUCUGAGGGACGUCAUUCGCACGAAGGGCGCUCUGCCUGCCCCCGAAGCACUGCGCUACACCCUUGAUGUUGCCAGGUCGGUUGACUCGAAUGCACUGAGCUAUGUUGUUGACUUUCUGCCGCCUCCCAUGCAGUCUGAUGCUUUCCCUUCUCUCUCCACCACACCCCAUCCAUGCAAACCCCUGCCCAGUGCCAACUUUUUUUUAGUCGACUCAAAAUUCACCUCAUCACACCCCAUCCAUGCAACCCCCUGCCCAAUCAUUUUUUCCCUCCCUGUUCAUUCACCCUCCCUUCCUCUGCACUCCUCUCCUUCCCUCUCAUCUCUCCUCUCCGCUCCUCCCCUCUCCUCCCCUCCCAUUUCCCCCAUCCCCCCCAUCUCCCCCAUCUCCCCCCGUCUCCCCCAUCCCACCCAUCUCCCCCACCCCCCCCAUCUCCCCCUUCCCCCCCAUCUCCCCCUUCCCCCCCAUCUCCCCCAUCCGCCCGCACCCCUCAUGGGCAUGUGCUAUCUGCACGCGCACCGGCCAGACCCCGUCAUUCACCGCGACCUGACCCCCAGGUAUUCUAUGGGGGGAAGUGAGUGGGGAAAGGAUGGGGGGAAGUGA